AUGGAUACUAAUACAAUUAGAUCCGCUCUUCAUAGACAAAUUUGGGAUUUGCGAUCCCAGGUAAGAUCGGUCCAGGAUCAUGGGAUCCUUUUCUAUCAGAUAGGAAGGGCUGUAGCACAAAAUGUACUUUUAAGUAAUUGCCCCAUAGAUCCUAUAUCUAUCUAUAUGAAAAAGAAAUCAUGUAACGAAGUGGAUUUUUAUUUGUACAAUUGGUACUUCGAACUUGGAACGAGCAUGAAGAAAUUAACGAUACUUCUUUAUCUUUUGAGUUGUUCUGCCGGAUCGGUCACUCAAGAUCUUUGGUCUCUACCCGGACCCGAUGAAAAAAAUGGGAUCACUCCUUAUGAACUCGUUGAGAAUGAUUCUGGUCUAGUUCGUGGCCUAUUAGAAGUGGAAGGCGCUCUGGUGGGAUCCUCACGGACAUGCAGUCAGUUUGAUAAGGAUCGAGUGACAUUGCUUCUUCGACCCGAACCAAGGAAUCCCUUAGAUAUGAUGCAAAAAGGAUCUUGUUCUAUCCUUGAUCAGAGAUUUCUCUAUGAAAAAGACGAAUCGGAGUUUGAAGAGGGGGAAGGAGCCCUCGACCGGCAACAGAUAGAGGAGGAUUUAUUCAAUCACAUAGUUUGGGCUCCUAGAAUAUGGCGCCCUUGGGGCUUUCUAUUUGAUUGUAUCGAAAGGCCCAAUGAAUUGGGAUUUCCCUAUUGGUCCAGGUCAUUUCGGGGCAAGCGGAUCAUUUAUGAUAAAGAGGAUGAGCUUCAAGAGAAUGAUUCGGAGUUCUUGCAGAGUGGAACCGCGCAGUACCAGACACGAGAUAGAUCUUCCAAAGAACAAGGCCUUUUUCGAAUAAGCCAAUUCAUUUGGGACCCUGCAGAUCCACUCUUUUUCCUAUUCAAAGCUCAGCCCUUUGUCUCUGUGUUUUCACAUCGAGAAUUAUUUGCAGAUGAAGAGAUGUCAAAGGGGCUUCUUACUCCCCAAACAAAUCCUCCUACAUCUCUAUAUAAACGCUGGUUUAUCAAGAAGACGCAAGAAAAGCACUUCGAAUUGUUGAUUAAUCGCCAGAGAUGGCUUAGAACCAAUUGGGGAUCUUUUAUAUGUAUCGAAAUAUCCACAACUCAAUAA
This is a messenger RNA of Helianthus annuus (common sunflower), 1116 nucleotides long. RefSeq names its product protein Ycf2-like. Bases 1 to 1116 code for a protein of 371 amino acids. NCBI's taxonomy places the organism in Eukaryota, Viridiplantae, Streptophyta, Magnoliopsida, Asterales, Asteraceae. The transcript is spliced from 2 exons. The record is from RefSeq and is a predicted model, not a curated record.